Parnassius apollo (apollo) is the source of this 2208-nucleotide messenger RNA. The record is from the annotation of a GenBank genome assembly. Lineage: Eukaryota; Metazoa; Arthropoda; Insecta; Lepidoptera; Papilionidae.
AUGUGCAUCGGACCAUAUAAAAUGAAGCCCUAUGAACUUUUUACCAUUUUGGGUAUAAUUUCACUGAUUCAAAGUAGCAGUGCACAGUGCAACGACGGUGAGAGCUUGUCCUUCGUGCGUUGGACAGGAGUGGCCCCUGAACGUGCCGCCCCAGUGUUCAUGUAUGCAGCCAGCGGAGAAGAGGAAUCCUUAACGGGAGUGUGCUUGGCAAGGUGUCGGGAGCUGGAGGAUUGCGCUGCUGUUGUGGUGGAGUACAGCAAUGGAAACUGUCAUGGCGUCAAUGAGGCAUUUGGAAAGAUGCGUGGCGAUAACGAUGUCGCCUAUUUCAGCAAAGUUUGUUUGAAAUUGCCAUUAAGGUGUAAGAAUCGCUGGUGGGCUUUAGAGAGUACUCCGGGCUAUUACUUGCAGUCAGAUACGAGAGGAAAAUCUCUACUUAAUUUCACUGAACAGCAAUGUUACAAAGCCCUUCUCUCUGCGGAAGGAAUUAAUCAAUAUCGUUCUGCGCAAUGGAUUGAACCUGAGAACAAUUUAAGUACGUUUGAAAUUGUUACGACUGGCAUUGGCAACUGUUUAUUAAACGUAGAGAACAAAUUCACCGAACCCGAGUCGUACCGCGUGUCGAACUACUACACGUUCUAUAUUGAGAGCCAGUGCGACCAUGACUAUCCGAAGAGAAUAGACAGAUGUUCUUAUGAGGAAUAUUAUAAUCAAACAUUAAAACACGUUGAUUUGACAACAAACAAUAUAACAAAACAUGAGUGUAAAACAGCAUGCGAGAUGGAGGAGCGUUUCGUGUGCCGUGGCUUCACCUGGACAAUAAAAAACAGUGGAGGAAAAAGCGAAGCACCUCGUGGUCUCUGUGACCUGCACAGUGAGGAUCUGGUCACGGCAGGUUCUUGGCUAUUGCGUCGCACCACAGGCGCCACUUACUACCGUCGUGUCAUCUGCCUUAAUAUUAGUGUAGAUUGUCAAGGCUCCGACAUGGUGGUGACGUAUCGCCCACGAGGCGUAUUCCGCGGACGCAUGUACGUGCCCGGACGGGGAGAGGACUGCGGCGCGCGGGGGAUGGGGGAUACUACCGCAGUUAAGCUCAAUCUGCCACUUUAUGGAGGCUGCGAUGUCAACUUUGCGUACGGUAUCUCCAAUGGACCUGGUGGAGUCGUCAAUCGUACUAUGGCAUACGCGAUAGUAAUGAUUCAAAACAACCCCAUCAUCCAGACAGCUGGAGACCGGUGGGUUCGAGUUGGCUGCUCCCCAGGCUCGGACUCUCAAAGCUUUACGAAGGUCGACGCCACUGUUGCUGUCAAAGAUACAGGCAAGCCAUCGCUAGCGAGCGAGUCAAUCCAAGCGGGCGGUGCUAGCGCGGUGUUCAGCCGCCACGUUGCACCGCUUAGCAUGUACGUGGUGCGCGUGCAGGACGACGCUACCACCGCUGUGAGGCUGGGCGACUUGCUCGACCUGCACAUCGAUACCACUGAAGGUACAGAUGGAGCAGAGAUCGAAGCUUACCAUCUCGUUGCAUCAUCGAGGCUUGGUGAUAGUUCCGUGCUAUUGCUGGACAGUAGGGGCUGCCCCACGGGUCAGGUCGACUUCCCCGCAUUCACCCGCACGUGGCUCGACGGCACGCAGCGACUUUCCGCACGCUUCAGGGCGUUCAGAUUCCCCAACUCGCACGUCGUGCGUUUUGCACUCAUGGUGCGCUUCUGCGAAAACAAGUGUGCACCGCCGAACUGCAGCUCGCAACCAGUUAGAGCAGCGCGACAAUCGAACUACACAUCGUUUUGGAACAGUCCGGACAGCGGGGCCCCUGGGGCUGUGCGGCAGGUGGUGGCGUCAAGAGGUGGGGACGGGGCGGGCGCGCGCGUACCGCUCGAGCUGGAGAUGCUCGUGGGCUCGAGGGACGUGCUCUCCGCCGACACACUCGUACGAGCUGAUCACCGGGCGGCGAUACCGGAGCUCCCGGCAGCGGACGGUGCGCUGGUGUGUGUUCACGAGCUGCUGCUGGUAGCGCUGCUGCUAGCCUGGCUGGCGGUUCAGAUCAUCUUGUUGCUGGGCUGCUGCGUAUUAGUAAAAAGGUAUCGAAACCUUGCAGAAAUGAGUAUGCAGAAGGACUACCAGUCCUUUGACAAUGUGGGUUUCGAGACCAGCUCGACACAUCGCCGUGUGCAUUGGCCUGAUCAAACUAUCGACAUAUUGCACACUACUUGA